Molecule: messenger RNA, 1374 nt
Organism: Purpureocillium lilacinum
Lineage: Eukaryota; Fungi; Ascomycota; Sordariomycetes; Hypocreales; Ophiocordycipitaceae
Source: RefSeq, a predicted model, not a curated record
AUGGCCUUGGGUGCAAUACAUCGGGCAAACACAAUCAAGCAGCUACAGCUCGAUCUCUUCCAUUCCAAUCUCUCGGACAAGGCUGUUCCACCCGCUUAUCUCUACUCUAUGGCAUCGCGAUACUUUCACCUCCAUCUUGAACAACUGCGACCGAGCAUUUGGUUCAUCCAGAUCAUUCUGCUGAUAUGUAUAUACACCUUCUACGGGCCGAUUGGCUCCAGUCAGUGGCAACUUGCCGGCCUGGCUAUGCGAACGGCUAUUGAGAUAGGGCUGCACUAUGCUCCCAGGGACGGACAAGCCGUUGACAGGGACAUGGCCGAGCGAAGUCGCGUCUUUUGGACAGCCUACUCUAUUGAGAUCAGCCUGGCAUACAACUUGGGUCGACCACCGUCCAUUGGCGAAGAGCAUAUCACCGCCCGGUUGCCUGUCGUGAACUCGAAGGACAUGUCCUUUGGGCUUCAUCACAUCAAGCACCGGCGCAUACAAAGCAGGAUCGUGUCGCAGGUCUACAACGCCAGGAGCCGAGAUCGCGAGGUCUCACUUCAGGAACGCCAAAGUUUCAUCGCCAAUCUCCAAGCUGAGCUGGACGAGUGGAGAAGGGAGUUGCAUGAUAUUUGCCCACGAGAUGCCCAUGCCCCAUACCCACACAGUUAUUGGGACCGACUAUACCACGGCACUACAUUCGUACUCCAUCGAGCCAGUCCCCUCUGCCCUCGCCCGUCCGAUGAAUCGCUCGAGUGCUGCAUCCAAUCCGCCGGCGCAUACAUCGAGGACAUGACGGAAGUCCUCAGGACGAGCAACGUGCCGCUCUCCUGGAUGCUCGUGCAGGGCGUCCUAUUCGCUGGCCUGACCAUGCUCGUCACGGCCAGAACCUGCUGUCACCGGCUCGCCGCCCGCACCGGCGUACGAUUCUUCCUGGUGGACUUGCCGGCUUGGUCGCGCAAGUGUUUGGUCUGCCUCGCCAUCAUGAACGAGCGAUGGAACGAGGACCUGCUCUCCAAGCUGGACAGGCAGUUUGAGCUGCUCGCCGAUGAUACUCUCGAGGUCAUUUCCACGCAACUUACGUCUCCGGGUGCGAGUAGCAGAGUGGGCUGUCGCGACCAAACGCCGACGACGAGCAGUCGUUUGAACCAAGGUCUGGCAUCGGCUGUGCCGCCAUCCGCUGGCGUAGCUGCUGAUCCGGGAGGCAACGUAAUGAUUGACCACUUCGGUAUGGAUGCGUCGACUUUUCACGAUGCCGAUAUGGGAGAGAGCUGGGAAAGUUUUGACUUUUUCCGCGAGGUUUUGGGCAACGACAGUACGCAGACGUUUUUGGAUAUAUUAGGCCCCCAGACAGACUAUAGUGUGCAUGGCCAGCGAAUGCUCCUGGCCUAA